UUAGAUGCAUAUUAUUUCAGGCUGUGACACAAUCCUUUCCACUCUUGGAUGGUUUGACCUUUUUCUGCACAUCCUGUAUCCAAAGAAAAUUGUCCGGCGUCUAAAUUCAAACUUGGAUCUCUUGAGAUCUUGAACUGUUUUUAAAAGUGUUUCUCUGGGUUUUGUCUCGAUACCGAGAUUCAAAUUGGUCUCCAAACAAGCCACUACUGAGAACGCUCAUCAACAUGUUGGUGGAGGGGUUGCUUCUUGUCGCCACUCUUACCCUACUAUACUACUUAUACGAUUACGUCACAUCACCUGCCAAUCUUCCACCGGGACCUAUACCGCUGCCCAUCAUCAACAACCUUCUCAGCAUCACGGGCUCAGAUUCUCAUAUUGCCGCAGCAAAACUUGCCAAGACGUAUGGUGAUAUUUUCAUGCUGAAAAUCUUCAACGACAGAUUUGUGUUCGUUUCAUCUGGAGCUGGUGCAAGAGAGGUAUUGAUGGGGAAACGAAUGAACGACUUGGCGGGAAGGCCGCAGACGUUCACUUUCAAUUUGCUCUCACGAGGUGCAAAGGAUAUUGUAUUGGGUGAUUACUCGCGCCAUCUAGUUUGGAGAAGGAAAAUCGUGCACUUGGGCUUAAGGAUGUAUUUUCCAAAAUUGGAAGAAAACAUUGCAUGGGAAGUGUCUAAACUCGAAGGCAAGCUCAUGGAGGAUAUCGGGGCAGCAAUUCAUUCGAAGGACGUGUUUCUCUUGCUGAUAACAAAUAUCAUUUCCUCAUUUCUUCUAGGGAAAUCUUACGAACCCGAUGAUCCAGAUUUUCUCACAACUCUCGAGUUCAUCCGUAUCGGUUCACAAGUUCCUGUAUCCGGAUCCAUCUUGGAUAAGUUUCCAUUUCUUUAUCAUCUUCCCAUCAGUGAGUCUCGCUUUUACAAGAACGUAGUUGAGCCCCGUGACAGAUUGCUCGAUAAAUUCUUCUUAGAACACAAAAGCACCUUCUCCGAAGACUGCAUCAGAGAUUUGACCGACGCGUUCCUUAAAGCCAAGCUCGAAGUAGAGCGAGAAGACAAGAAAGCAAUAGGCGAAGUUACGGAUGACCACAUCACUAUGCUCAUGACCGAUGUUUAUGUCGGAGGCCUAGAGACAACAAGCACAACACUUUCUUGGCUCGCCGCCUACCUCAUUAACUACCCACUAGUCCAAACACGCCUUCAAACCGACAUUGAUGACGUCAUUGGCAGCCGCUGGCCAGUACUUGCCGACAAGCCUAAUUUGCCUUAUAUGGAAGCCACAAUCGCAGAGGUACUGAGGAUCGCCACUGUUUUGCCAAUGGGGGUACCCCACAAGGCUACGACUAAUAACGUCCCACUAAUGGGAUACAACAUUCCCAAGGAUACCAUCAUUGUGAUGAACUUGUGGGCCAUCCAUCACGACCCGAGGGAGUGGCCUAACCCGGACAAGUUUGACCCGGACAGAUUCAUCAAUGAAGAUGGCAAGUUUGAAGUUCCUGGUCAGCGUAGCUAUCUGCCCUUCUCGGCGGGACGGAGGGUAUGUGUGGGCGAGUCCCUGGCCAAGAUCGAGUUGUUCCUGGUCAUGACGCGUUUGUUGCAGCAGUUUACUCUAGAGACCCUUCCUGGACAAGGACCGCCGUCGGUUGGGGAGGCUUCUGGCAACAUCACUCGAGCUCCCAAGCCCUUCAAGUUCCGUGCAAUGCCGCGGAAAUGAAUUAUUCCAUGCUUAAAAUCUAAACGCCGUUUAUGAGUAACAACUGUCCAGUUGUGAAGGCUCGAACGUUUGCCAAAGCAUGUUUUUUGCUUAUCUGUUUUUUUUUUGUUUAGAUGGGUUUGCACAUGCCCCACCACACAAAUCUGUAUUCUUACCUUGUAUUCACAUAAAAAAUAGACAAUAUUGAGGUCAUGUAUAAUAAUUGAAAAGUGGCGAUCAGUCAUAACAUAAUUAGCCUCGAUUUUUGCUGGAUUUUUCCUAAAUUUUUUUUGCACAUCAUAAGACGAUACGGUACGGGUCGCGGUCGCCGUCUUUCGACGUCUUUCUUUGCUCUGGUCGCGCAUCAAAUUAGAGAGAAAGAAAGGACAAAAUUAUGUUCCUCUUUCUCUCAGUUCCCUGUGGCUACUUAUUAAAAGGGGUUGACCGCUUGAUGGAGGCAGCCAAACAAUGAUCUGGAACUAAGCGAGGUGGCCGCUGAAUGGACGCGUUUGCUUUACCGUUAAUGAAAGGGCAAACAGAGAUGGUGGCCACGACUUGACGAACUUUCUCACUUUCGUGAAAACUAACGAGUAAUUGCGUGCGUAUAACCUAACAUGUGCACAAGUCAGUGUACAUAUGAAUAUGUAAAACAUAAUUUGGAAUCACCAAAAUUCACCAAGGUCUCGACAAUUCUGUCUUCUCCUAAUGAAGGUUGUUACGCCGGUUUCCCUCAGCCUCAUUAUUCUAUAUUAUCUUAUCUGAUAGUUAUUUCAGUCAAUUGAUUGUUAUUCUAUCAUCGAUCGAUUCUUACUAUAGUUAUCCUCAAUUGUAAAAUUGUUCUGUUCCCUUAGAUCAACAUUCAUUUGUAAUUCUUGCAUCACCUUUUUUAGAGCUGUCAAACCAGUUAUCGCAGAAUUAUCAAUUAGUCAGUAUUAAUAGUGGUUUACUGUAAAACAUAUUGUACUUGUAAUAACGACAGCUUGCUGUGGAGGCUAUCGAGUAAGUUCUGUUGGCUUCGUGAAGACAAUCCCUAGUCAAGGAAGAGGUCUAGUAAGGAUUCCCUUCUAUCAGCCUCGCCUUCUGAGAAUCGUCUGAUCGUUACCUCCUAUAACGAGCUUGAAUACCUCCCUGCUCGCUAAGAAGAGCUUGUCCUUACAAUAAACGCUAAUACUGUGAACCAGCAA
Nematostella vectensis (starlet sea anemone) is the source of this 2869-nucleotide messenger RNA. RefSeq names its product steroid 17-alpha-hydroxylase/17,20 lyase. The record is from RefSeq and is a predicted model, not a curated record. NCBI's taxonomy places the organism in Eukaryota, Metazoa, Cnidaria, Anthozoa, Actiniaria, Edwardsiidae. Gene Ontology annotation, biological process: hormone biosynthetic process; progesterone metabolic process. The transcript has 2 exons. Gene Ontology annotation, molecular function: steroid 17-alpha-monooxygenase activity; oxidoreductase activity, acting on paired donors, with incorporation or reduction of molecular oxygen, reduced flavin or flavoprotein as one donor, and incorporation of one atom of oxygen; heme binding. The coding region runs from base 225 to 1706 and encodes 493 amino acids.